Messenger RNA from Bacidia gigantensis, 2544 nucleotides. RefSeq lists its product as uncharacterized. NCBI's taxonomy places the organism in Eukaryota, Fungi, Ascomycota, Lecanoromycetes, Lecanorales, Ramalinaceae. The record is from RefSeq and is a predicted model, not a curated record. Gene Ontology annotation, molecular function: RNA binding. The coding region runs from base 1 to 2544 and encodes 847 amino acids. The transcript is spliced from 9 exons.
AUGGCAGGCAUGGCUCGUCACUCAAGCUCUGCUCCGAGCCCCAACUCCUCUGAGGAAAUUGAAUCUCAACAUGCAACUCCAGCAACUAAAGUGUCAACCUUCUCACCCGAAGAAACCCACGAACUCUCUAGUGCCGGCAGUCGUGGCAUAGUCAGGGCGAAGAUCCCCCGGCCUUCGACCUCACCAUCUCCACUGCCGGCCGUCGUAAUGGUUCUUCGCAGGAGAAUGCAUCAUGUAUCGAAGCUGUCUCCAGCCGCAACCUCUUUUACGCCUGCCAGUUCACAUCACAGCCCAUCUGGCCUUGAGCAUUACAAUAGCACUGGUUCAUCAUCCUCUCUAAAAGAGAAUGGUCAAGCCACUGUAGAGCUCAGGGCCGACGUUGGCUCUCCCGUGUUCAAGACGUCCCAGUCUGGUCCACAAGAUGAACUGCUGGGCUCCACAGCGAGGUCUACACUAAAGACAUCCCCCCACAAAUCCUUUUCCGUAACUCUGGGACUAGAGCACGCGUCAAAAACAUUUGGGCCUUUUUCUUCAGACGACGGCACGUCGAGAGCACUGAUGAUGCAGCUUGGUCCUGAAAGUGGAUCUGACCAGCUGAAUAAACAUCUCAAUACCACCAUGUAUCCGUCAUUAUUAGCUAUUGUCACCUCUGAUGUCACCGUUCGCGGUAUUAUCUACGUCAAAUUUUGUGAUAUUCGCGACGCUGACAAGGCCUUUUCUUUUGUCCAAAGCCACUUACUGGGCUGGAAAGUCCAGCACAUCAGUCCAGCCACGUUCUCCUGGAAGUAUCGCGCCGAAAGUGUGGGGAAAGCCCAGACGUCGAAUCACGAAGGACAGAUCAGCGUUACUGCCCGAUACAUCGGGACUUCACAGCAGCCUGACAAAGACCAAAUCGCAUACGAUCUUAAAGAAGCACUCGAGGAUUUUGGACAGAUAAUGGCUUUCAGUGUCACACUUCCAGAGACACGCAAACUUGUUUUCCGUGUCGAAUACUAUAACAUCAACUCUGCCAAUGACGUUAUGUUACACUCCGAUGGUAUCAAACUCAAGACAUGCUCCGUGAGUAUUGGCCGCUAUGAGCCAGAAGUCGGUCCAAAGCUACAGACUCCGGCUAAGACUCCUGGUCCAAUAAUCAUCGGUCAAGACGAUUCUAGACUAGACCAAGCCCUUUCAAAGAUGACUUUAGACAGCUAUCGCGAGAGUACGCUACUUCACACGCCGCGCCAAUCUCUGUACCAAUCAAACUCAACAGAGGACUCCUUUACGGGCCGCAAGGUCGCCGGAGGCCAACAUAUACCUUCACCACUAAACAGCCUUGCUCCGAGCUACGGUGGUCCGGGGCCAAUGUACAGUCCCACAUGGACAACCUCUUGCAACACUUAUGCUGGUUACGGCAUGACAUCGCCUCUUUGGUCUCAGUAUAGUCCCGGCGCUAUUGGCCAAGAGCGAGGCUCACCCUCACUUCCUGGGGAUUAUCGAAAUGCUCACCCGUCGCAACCAAAGGCACUCACAAGGUCUAGCGGCCGGCAGCAACCAGAUUAUGCCCCAGGGCAUCACAAUGUGGUAGAUAUGGACCGCAUUCGAGCCGGACUAGACGUUCGAACUACGAUCAUGUUACGGAAUAUCCCCAAUAAGAUUGAUCAGGCUAUGCUCAAAGACAUAGUUGAUGAAACUAGUCUUGGCAAAUACGACUUCAUGUACCUUCGUAUCGACUUUGCGAAUAACUGCAAUGUUGGUUAUGCUUUCAUAAAUUUUGAAGAUCCUAUCUGGAUCGUGGAUUUCGUCAACGCCAGAGCUGGCCACCGCUGGAAUCGUUUUAACAGCGAUAAAGUUGCCGAGGUAUCCUACGCCACCAUUCAAGGUCGCGACUGCUUAAUUCAGAAAUUCCGGAACAGCUCUGUCAUGCUGGAGCAUCCAUCGUUUCGCCCGAAACUCUACCGCACUGGUACCGGUCCUCUGGUGGGAUCAGAAGAAACCUUUCCAGGUCCAGACAAUCCCUCAAAGAUGCGGCGCAGCGUUGAGAAUGCUGAACAUAUUGGUCUUUUCGCACCUCGUGCUGGACAGAAUUUCCGAGAUGAACAACGUCGUCGGCGCUCGCAAUACGAUCGUGGCACACGUCUUGCAGAAUUGGAAGACUCCAAUUACGAAUUGGACGGUCUCAAAAUGCCGGCUAUCGCGCAACGAUCUCGCUCCCCUCGUCCUUUUGGCAUGUUCUCUGAUCAAUUUCCUCCAAGCUACCAGGCUGCGAGCUACGUUGAGGGAUUGAGAAGAGAAUGCUCGUUUGUGGAUGUCACCUGGGGCAUCGACAAAGUUAUAAAGAUACCCGGCUGCCGUGAAUACACGGGCAAUGGUGUAGAUGGCGAGUGGGCUCAUUCUCUCACAGAUAAAAUGAGGGUUUCAGAUAUAUUUACAACAGCUAACAAGAAUGAAAUACUACUGGGGGCUCAGGAUAGUGUUGGCAAGAAUGAUCGAAAAUUGGGCCUGAGGCGAAACGAUAGAAAGCCACGAAACGCCAUCGAUGAGCUUUUCACGCGCAUCGAUUAG